AACAACAAUAUUAUGUAUGUAAAUAAUACUACGAAAGUGUGUAUGACUUCAGUCUUGCGUGAUGUGAUGUGAAUGUUUUCCCUCUUCAUGGUUAUGUGCAAUACGUAGUGAUGUUACGUAGCCACCCUGAGUGCUUGUGAGUUAUCUUUCCCUUCCCCUUGCCCUGACAAAGGACAAUAGUUUUGAGAUAGAGUAGGAUACCUGUGUGAAUGAAGCGUGUAUGAGAACCUGAGUGUGUAUAUAUGUCUCUUAGGACCCGGAGUCAGUACUUUGUAUUCUAAAAUCAUCCCAACCAGUAAAAUCUAGAUGAAUCCUGUGACACUGCAUCCUUCCCUAGUAACCAUCAAGCAAUGCGCUGGGGAUUCAGACUCUGGUAUUCAUUGUGUUUUGCUGAUUUCCCCGAGAACCGAGAAAACGAUUCCGGAACUCGCGCUCUACCGAUUCCACGCGGAACUGGUUUCGACGGUUCCGCCCGUCCAAAGAACCGGUUCCUUGAAUACUUGAGUUUACGGUUCCUUUUUACAUCAUACCACCUCGUUAAAAUAGACUUAAAACGACAUUAGCACAUUUAGAUAACAGUAUUUAAGGUUGUCUGAAGUUAGAUAUUGCCAGUAGGUACAUUUGCGAUUUUACAAUUAAUUUUCCUCUCUCUUCAUAUUCCAGCUCUUAUUACAUCACACCACCUCGUUAGAAUGGACUAAAAACGACAUUAGCACAUUUAGAGAACAGUAUUUAAGCUUGUCUGAAGUUAAAUAUUGCCACUACACACAUUUGAGCUUUUACAAAUAAUUAUUAAUUCCCUCUCUCUUCAUAGUCCACCCAUUUUACAUCAAAUUGACUAUGAAAAACUAACAGAAAAUAACCAUUACAUAUUAUAAUAACAAUUUCUAUCAUAUAUUUAGCCUAGAAAUGGAUUUAGAGGUUUAUUAAGAAAAAAAAAUGAUAGGACGCAAGAGGAAGAAGAGGAAGAGUCGUGUUUAGAGUCUUUGUGUUGAAGGUAGAAGUGACACGAUUUGACCCCAUCUGACCUGACCUCCCCUGUACCUCCUCGCCCCAGCAGAGGGUCAGGAUGGCUUGCAGCUAUGCCGAUGGUCUCAGCAAAUAUGAAAAUAAAGGAAAAUUGGGACUUCCUGAGAAAUUCGACACAGAGGAGGAGGUGGAGAGGAAGGUGCAAAUACUGGCCGGCUGGAUGAGAAACUCCAAACACACUGUCGUUCACACUGGUGCCGGUAUCAGCACUGCAGCGGGGAUACCAGACUUCAGAGGUCCCAAUGGAGUGUGGACGCUGGAGAAGGAAGGACUGAAGCCUGACGUCAACAUUUCCUGGGACGAGCGGCCGACACUCACACACAUGGCCAUCGUUAGCCUGGAGCAGCGUGGUUACGUCCAGUAUGUGGUGACCCAGAAUAUUGACGGUCUGCACCUUCGCUCAGGUCUCCAGCGACAGAAACUGGCUGAACUACACGGAGAUAUGUUUGUCGACAAGUGUAAUCUGUGUCAGAGGCAGUUUGUGAGGAGCUCUGCAGCAACCACAGUGGGUCAGAAGAGUGAAGGGAAGGCGUGUCCAGGGAAGAGAGGCAAUGGAAGGAGGUGUCGAGGGAAGCUACACGAUAAUAUUCUAGACUGGGAGGAUGGCUUACCUGACGCUGACCUGGAUCUUGCUAUCUCUCAUUCCUGUGUUGCUGAUCUGAGCCUCUGUCUGGGAACAACACUGCAGAUUGUACCCAGCGGCAACAUUCCCGUGGACACUAAGAAGAGAGGAGGAAAGCUGGUCAUUUGCAACCUUCAGCCCACUAAACAGGACCGUCACGCUGACCUAAUCAUCAACACCUACGUGGACACCUUAAUGAAACGCCUUCUGGAGCUUCUACAUAUCCCUCUCCUGCCUUACUCAGCUGAAGAUGACCCUCUGAAGAUCUCCCAGCUCCUCCUGCAGUCUAGCAUAGCAGAGAGCACAGGAAAUGGUGUUUUUGAGCCAAUAGAGUGGACAAUUCCUGAAGAGUGGGUCAAAGAUAAGGAUUUAGCUGAGCGUGUGAAGUCCAGGAAGGUCAUACGCAAAAGGCCGAUCAAGGAAGAAGUGCAAGGGAGGAAAAAGGUCAAAACUAAGGGUCAUAAGGAAGGAAAUGAAGAGAGUUUAGGUUUGUGUCAUAAUGGUGAGGUUUUGAAGAAGGGUGAAGAGGAAGAUGAGUUGAUAGCAGAGAGGGAGACAGGAAAGACAGCACAGGAGGAAGGUAAUGCUGUGAUAAAGAGUGAAAGGGAGAAUGGAAUAAAGACAGAGAGUGGGAUAAAGGACGAGGAGGAGCACAAACUAGAAACAAGUGAAGUGAAGGUGGAAACAGACGAAAUAGUGAAGAAAGAAGAGUUGGACAAUAAAGUAAAUAACGAGACAGAGGAUUUAGUAAAGAUGGAGAGCGAAACAGAAGAAAAAGAUGAGAAAAUAGAGAGAAAAGAGAUUUAUACUAAUGGCAACUCAACUCCCAGUGGUGUACAAGAGGGAGACUCAGAACAAGAGGUCACAGAAGCAAACGAAGGAAGGUCAAAUGACGACAGUGACCUCGCCACAUGACAGAGGAAGUGACACAACCCUUCACUGACCCAAGAAACUGCGAAGGUCAAAGAGAAGCUCAGAUAGCUAAAUAAGGUCAUUGGGCAUGUAGAAUCUCAAGGUCACAAGGUCACUCUAUUUGUAUGGUUAGGUUAGGUUAGGUUCUGGUGAAAGAGGUCAUGUUUUUUGUAUAUUUUUUGUAUUAUUCAAGUUUUUUUUAUAGUUUUGUUGGUGUUUAAGGUAUUUUAAGGUCAUUUUGCCCUUGAAAUUGUCUUAAGGGUGGAAAUGUGGAAGUUUAAUAAGCAAGAAAGAAAGUUACAGAUUUUUUUCCUCUUUUCAUUCAUCUUUCCAUUUCUUUUCUUCUGGUAAGGAGGAAGGAAAGUUAGAUUUUUUCCUUUUCCUUUUCUUUUU
This is a messenger RNA of Portunus trituberculatus (swimming crab), 2956 nucleotides long. It is a transcript of the gene Sirt6, whose product is annotated as NAD-dependent protein deacetylase Sirt6-like. NCBI's taxonomy places the organism in Eukaryota, Metazoa, Arthropoda, Malacostraca, Decapoda, Portunidae. Gene Ontology annotation, molecular function: NAD+ binding. The record is from RefSeq and is a predicted model, not a curated record.